Kalmanozyma brasiliensis GHG001 is the source of this 3684-nucleotide messenger RNA. RefSeq names its product tRNA isopentenyltransferase. Gene Ontology annotation, cellular component: cytosol. The record is from RefSeq and is a predicted model, not a curated record. Gene Ontology annotation, molecular function: metallopeptidase activity; zinc ion binding; aminopeptidase activity. Bases 1 to 3684 code for a protein of 1227 amino acids. NCBI's taxonomy places the organism in Eukaryota, Fungi, Basidiomycota, Ustilaginomycetes, Ustilaginales. The transcript is spliced from 2 exons. Gene Ontology annotation, biological process: tRNA processing; proteolysis.
AUGGUGCUGAUUGCUUGUCCUUUCUCAACGUCUAUUAUUCCCGGCUUGGCUUCUCGUUCGUUCCGCUCGUUCGCUCCUACUCUCCGUUCCCGCGUCGUGGCACCUUCGACUCCUCUCUCCGUCUCUUCGCGCUUCUUCACGGCCUCUCGUGCAUCUUCACCGAGUCCCAUCACCGCACAUCGUCUGAAUUGUCGCACCGAUAGCAUUCGAGCUGCAACGUACGCGACCAUGACCUGGACUCCCCCCAACCCCACCUCGGUCGGCGCUCCUGCCGUGCGCACCCCCGAGGACACCCACACGCAUGCAGCGGUCGCAGAGUACAAGCCUGUCCAUCUGCAUCUCGACUGGAACAUCGACUGGGAUGCACGCAUCAUCAAGGGCCGUGUCUCUCACAUCAUCGAGCUCCUCCAGCCGGGUCUCACUUCCAUCACCUUGGAUGCAAGCUACCUCAAGAUCAUCUCGGUCCACGUCGAAGGCAAGUCUGUCGACUACAGUCUCGGCACGCAGCGAGGAACCCUCGGUGCGCCUCUCCAGAUCCCAAUUCCCUCCUCGAUCAACAAGAAGGGCGACAAGGUGCAUGUCGACAUCGAUUACAGCACCACGGAGCAUUGCACCGCUCUCGGCUGGCUCACAAAGGAGCAGACCGCAGGCAAGACCAACCCAUUCCUCUACUCGCAGUGCCAGGCUAUUCACUGCCGUUCGCUCGUGCCCUGCAUCGACACGCCUUCUCACAAGAUCACCUACACCGCCACUGUGCAGUCGCGGAUCCCGGUCCUCAUGUCGGCCCUCAAGGACGACGCCAAGCCAAGCCAGGCUGGCACCUACCACUUCAAACAGCCUGUGGGCAUCCCCUCGUACCUCAUUGCCAUCGUCGGAGGUGACCUCGAGUUCCGCAAGCUUGGCGAGCGUACCGGUAUCUGGGCAGAGCCACCCAAUGCCGAUGCUGUCCAAUGGGAGUUCGAAGCCGAUGCCGAGCGUUUCCUCAAGCACGCAGAGAAAGUCAUCUCGCCCUAUUCGUGGACCCGUUACGACUCGGUCGUGCUUCCACCUUCCUUCCCUUACGGAGGCAUGGAGAACGCCAACUUGACCACGCUCACCCCUUCGCUCGUCUGCGGUGACCGAAGCUUGACCGAUGUCCUUCUGCACGAGCUCUGCCACUCGUGGUCCGGCAACCUCACUUCGUGUGCCAACUGGACCCACUUCUGGCUCAACGAGGGCUGGACCGUCUACCUCGAGCGUCUUCUGCUUCAGGAUGUCCACGGUCCAAAGGAAGGUCCAGCUCACCGUGGCUUCUCCUACAUCAUCGGCUCGAAAGCCCUCAAGGAUGCGCUCGAGCAGUUCACAGGCACCCCGCGAUUCCAGCGUCUCAUCCCCGCCUUCAAGGAUGGUGAGGACCCCGACGACGCUUUCAGCUCCAUCCCUUACGAGAAGGGCUCCAACUUCCUCCUCUACCUCGAGCGCACCGUUGGCGGCCUCGACAAUUUCCUCCCCUACGCAAAGAGCUACUUUCACGCCUUCUACAACCGAUCCGUCACCACGCAAGAGUGGCGCGAGCACCUGUUCAAGUUCUUCGAGGGCAACGCCAAGGCUACGGACGCGCUCAACAAGGUCGACUGGGAUGCGUGGUUCCACGGCGAGGGUCUCGAGCUGCCCGUCAAGAUGGAGUACGACACGACGCUUGCCGAGCAGGCCUUCUCGCUCGCUAGCCGAUGGAUCCAGGUCAUCGACGGUCAGACUUCGCUCGAGAGCGCCCACUUCAACCCUGCCGAUAUCGACGGCUGGAACGCCAACCAGGUCGUCGUCUUCCUCGAACGUCUGCACUCGGGCCCCAAGGUGCCGCUGGUCGUGACGCAGAAGCUCGACGAGGUGUACGGCUUCAGCAAGGCGACCAACGGCGAGGUGCUGCUGCGCUUCUUCGAGGUCGCACUCGAGGUCAAGGGUGGCAAAUACGCCCAGCAGGCUGCCGAAUGGGUCAAGGGCCAAGGCAGGAUGAAGUUCUGCCGAACCGUUUACAGAGCGCUCAACAAGGUCGAGCCCGAACUGGCAAAGAAGACGUUCCUCGACAACAAGAGCUUCUACCAUCCCAUCGCAGCUGCUCAGAUUGAAAAGGAUCUGUCCCUUUCCUCCUCGACACAACCUCCCUUGCCGCCCGUGAUCACGAUCUUUGGCAGCACCGGCACGGGUAAAACCAAGCUUUCCGUACAACUUGCCCAGGCCCUCUCCGCAUCCACCGACGCCCCCCAUACCGGGGCGGAGAUCAUCAGCUGCGACAGCAUGCAGAUCUACAAAGGGCUGGACAUUAUCACCAACAAAGCGACGCCGUCCGAGAUGGCCGGGAUUCCGCACCACUUGAUCGGCUUUGUUGACCCGGCGGAUGAUCUCGAGGGUGGGUAUGACGUGACGCAGUUCGUCGCAGACACCAAUCGUAUCGUUGACGAACUUGAGGAGCGCGGCAAAGUGGGUUUGGUGUGCGGGGGAACAACGUACUACUUGCAGCAUCUUCUCUUUCCUGGUCGUCUCAUCACCUCGUCUCCCGACGAAGAGGUGGAACUCACCCUCGACCCGCUCUACCAGUCGCUGAACGAGGAGGAGCGGGAGCUGUUGGACCGAGUUUCGGCGGGAAACGCUGGGAAGGUCGACCUCGCCGCUGCAGCCACCGCCGAUCCGGCGCUGAGUAUGAAGCUCUGGCAACUGCUCUCCAAGCUCGAUCCCACCAUGGCGGCGAGGUGGCAUCACCGCGACGCGCGAAAGAUCGCCAACUCUUUGCGGGUGUACAAAUCCACCGGUCGUCCACACUCCGCGUUGAUUGCCGAACAAGAUUCCCAUCCCACCCCACCUCCCUCCAGCAGCCGGGGAAGUGUGAGUGGGCGUCGGAAGCUCCUUUUCUUCCUCUGGUGCGAUCCGGCUGUUCUGCGAGAAAGGCUGGAUGCGCGGGUGGACGAGAUGAUCUCUCGCGGGUUGCUCGACGAAGUGUCCACCCUCCGCACCAUCGCACCCUCCCCGAGCUUCCAAAGCGGCAUCUUCCAAACCAUCGGCUAUCGGCAGUUCGCACGCUACCUCGAGUCUCCUCAGGAAGAUGCGUGGGAAAGGGCGGUGGAGGAGACCAAAACGACCACGCGUCAGUACGCCAAAUCACAACUCAAGUGGGUGCAGAACAAGCUCGUACCGGAGAUCCGACGAGCCCAGGCCAGAGGGGAGGAGGUCGAAGUCUUCCUUCUCGAUGCAACAGACGCGCAGAAGUGGGGAGAGAAGGUCUUGACCCCCGCACUGGAUGUCAUGCGCCGCUUCUUGGCAGGAGAGCAGUUGCCAAGCCCAAGAGAGGUCUCCAAUCCCACAGCGGCAGAGCUCUAUCUGUAUGCGGGAAGGAGCGAGAACCAGGCCCUCACAAGGAUGGGCGAAGGAGAUGGAGGGGAAGGAGGAAGGACGAUCGAGGCCAACAAGCUGUACACGUGCGAGGUGUGCACGUUCGAUCCUGUCCACCCGGUGCGCGUCCGAGAGGUGGACAGAGAUACGCAUAGGAAGGGCAGACACCAUAGGAACAACGUCAAGCGCAGAAUGACGGACGAGGAGAAGGAGAGGAGGAUCAGAGACAAGAUCGAACAGGGUGAACGGGUGAGGGCGCUGCGAGAGCAGUUGAAGCAGCAGCAGCAGCAGCAGCAGAGCUCAGCACAGGACCAAACAUAA